Messenger RNA from Trifolium pratense (red clover), 1327 nucleotides. RefSeq lists its product as uncharacterized. Gene Ontology annotation, biological process: protein transport. The transcript has 2 exons. NCBI's taxonomy places the organism in Eukaryota, Viridiplantae, Streptophyta, Magnoliopsida, Fabales, Fabaceae. Gene Ontology annotation, cellular component: cell outer membrane. Bases 333 to 1079 code for a protein of 248 amino acids. The record is from RefSeq and is a predicted model, not a curated record.
AUUCUCAAUGAUACGGACCAUUUUUAAAUACCGAUCCGUGGUGGACUAUCCACCUUAGAAUUUGCUACUAUGUACAAAAGUAACAUUAAAUAUGGUCUUAGAUAUAUACCAACCCACUGUAGCAGUGUUGAAUGGAUAGCAUGUGUCCUUAAUUUAAGGACUACUACUCAACAAGAUAUACUUCUCUUCUAGGGUGGGUCACUUAUAUUUAUUAGGACUACUACUUUCCUUAUUAGGGUUCUAAAUCCAACACAGAACAGAAUAUUUAUGUUUCUUUCUUUCUUCGGUGGUUAAUCUAUCUCUCUCUCUCUCUCUACACUGCGUCAUCAAUCAUGGAUCAAAAAUCUGAAAUUGAAGGUGGCGAAUGGGAAUUGAUCCACAACGAUAAUGAAUCACCAAUCGUUGAAUUCAAUUCCAAUUCUUCUUCAAUUAUCAGAUCCGAUCAUUUCUCUCUCAAUCCUCCUAUUAUUCCCAAUUCUAUUUCUACUACUACUAGUAGUUCCAGUUCCAAUUCCGAAAUUGAUCGUAAUUUCGAUGAUUCCUACGUUGCUAAUCAGAUUUUCCCUAAUCCUAUUAUUGUCUCUUCUUCUUCUUCCACUAAUCUCCGAUGGAAUGAUUCCGAUUCCGACGAUGAAACCGCUUUGAUUGGUGCUACUGCUAAGGAGAUUGUUGAAGUUGGUUUUGAUUCGAAAGUGAAGGAAGAAGAUGUAGAAGAGAAAGAGGUGAAAGAUGAUGAUGAUGAAGAUGAUAUGAAGAGAGUUGUGUGGUGGAAGAUUCCUUUUGAAGUGUUGAAACAUUGGGUGAGUCCUUUUGCAACAAUUCCUCUUCCUUUAUCUGUUGCUGCUGCUGCUGCAUUUUUAGGGCUUCUUAUUUUGGGAAGGAGGCUUUACAAAAUGAAACGCAAGACUCAAACUUUGAAGCUCAACCUUGCUCUUGAUGAUAAGCAGAAGGUAUCUCAGCUCAUGGGUCGUGUUGCGCGUCUCAAUGAAGCAUUUUCCGUUGUGAGACGUGUUCCCAUCGUUCGACCAUCUCUGCCAGCUUCUACUAUAACUCUGAGGCCUGUGAUGAGUAUGAGAUGAAGGAAGGAUUUGACAAAUUACUUGAUUUGAAGUAUAGUAUGAAAUUGCAAUAAUGUUUGUAAUAUCAUAAAAAAAUCCUUGGGGGUAUGAAAACAUGUAUGUAUUAUGAUGUAUGUAUGUAUGUAUGUAUCUAUUAUGUGUGUUGGGAUCGAAUUUAGGAAGCCACUCAAUGGCUUCUUGUAUAUGACAUCAUAUCAUACUUGCUGUUAAUUUCUAUAUCUUGCCAAACAUAUUUGUUUUGGGGGUAA